AUGGCGGAUCAAUUGACUGAUGACCAGAUCUCUGAGUUCAAGGAAGCCUUCAGUUUGUUCGAUAAGGAUGGCGAUGGUUGCAUCACCACCAAGGAACUGGGGACUGUGAUGAGAUCGCUAGGACAGAACCCAACUGAGGCAGAACUCCAGGACAUGAUUAACGAGGUUGAUGCUGAUGGAAACGGUACCAUUGAUUUUCCCGAGUUCCUGAACCUGAUGGCAAGGAAGAUGAAAGAUACCGACUCCGAGGAGGAGCUGAAAGAGGCAUUCAGAGUUUUUGACAAGGAUCAGAACGGUUUCAUCUCUGCAGCUGAGCUCCGUCAUGUUAUGACGAACCUCGGCGAGAAGCUUACCGAUGAAGAGGUUGAUGAGAUGAUAAGAGAAGCUGAUGUUGACGGUGAUGGCCAGAUAAAUUAUGAAGAAUUUGUGAAGGUUAUGAUGGCUAAGUGA
Molecule: messenger RNA, 450 nt
Organism: Dovyalis caffra
Lineage: Eukaryota; Viridiplantae; Streptophyta; Magnoliopsida; Malpighiales; Salicaceae
Source: the annotation of a GenBank genome assembly